Messenger RNA from Blepharisma stoltei, 1229 nucleotides. Lineage: Eukaryota; Ciliophora; Heterotrichea; Heterotrichida; Blepharismidae. The record is from the annotation of a GenBank genome assembly.
AUGGCAAGAAUUGACCCAAAGCAUGGUGGACUUGUAUGGGAUUCUGAUCUCGUCGAACGCAAUAUAAAUCUCGAAUUUAAUCCAGUUGUUAGCACACUUCCACUUGAAGAAAAAGUUCGUAGGUCGCUCUCUGUAGGAGUUGAAUGCAUUUUCCCAGAAGAGCUGGAAGAACUGUUCAGAAGUAAAACACAUCCGGUGUGCUAUGAUGGGUUUGAGCCUUCAGGACGUAUGCAUAUAGCUCAAGGGCUUCUUAAAGCUAUCAACGUCAAUAAGCUGACAAGCUCAGGCUGCAUUUUCAUUUUCUGGGUCGCUGAUUGGUUUGCAAUGCUCAACAACAAAAUGGGUGGAGACCUUACCCUAUUAAAUUAUAGAAAACUCCAAAUAAGUUAUUUCAUAUACUAUUCUAUUUUUAAGCAAAAUAGUUUUCUCAAUGAAUUUACAAAAUCCGCCUUGUAGGCAAAUACAUGAUCGAAACUUGGCGAGCAGCAGGCAUGGACAUGCGAAAUGUCAAAUUCCUCUGGUGUUCAGAAGAAAUCAAUAAAAAACCUAAUGAAUAUUGGGAAAGGGUCAUGGAUAUCGCUAUGCGUAACAACAUCACAAGACUUAAAAGAUGCGGCCAAAUCAUGGGAAGAGAAGAAAGUGGCAAAAUGCCUGCUGCCCAAAUUUUGUACCCAAUCAUGCAAUGCUCAGACAUUUUCUUCUUAAAAGCUGACAUUUGCCAGCUCGGUCUUGACCAAAGAAAAGUCAACGUAUUAGCAAGAGAAUAUUGCGACCAAAUCAAGCAGGCCAAAAAGCCAGUCAUUCUUUCACACCCAAUGCUUAUGGGUCUGAAAAAAGACCAAGAAAAGAUGAGCAAAAGUGACCCAGGCUCAGCUAUUUUUAUGCAAGAUUCUCAAGAAGACGUAGUUACCAAAAUAAAUAAGGCAUACUGUGAGCCAGGCGACAUUGAGAAAAAUCCAGUACUGAACUAUACCAAGCAUAUCAUAUUUGGCUCACGGGGAGAAUUACUUAUCAAAAGAGCUCCAGAGAAUGGUGGAGAUACCCUUUACAACUCAUAUGAAGCUUUAGAAGCUGACUUCGCUGCAGGGAGAAUUCACCCAGGUGACUUAAAGCCAGCAGUUUCAGGUGCCAUUAACAGUCUAUUAGACCCUAUUAGAAGACAUUUCCAGACAGACCCAUAUGCUAGAUCUCUCUACGAGCAAGUAGCUGCUUUACAAGUUACUAGAUAA